UAAACAGGGAUCUUUACUACUACUGAAUAAAAAUGUAUCUAGGCAUCAAGACAAAGAUACAUAACUAACAAGAUAAAAUCAAUGAAAAUAUCGUAAAACAGUGGGCUGGAUUUGUCAGGCUGACGUCUCCGUGUUGUCUCCUCCUCCCCCAGCUCUGUGGGUGGGAGGGGGUGUCGCGUCUCUCGGCUCGGCUCGGCUCGGCUCGGCUUGGCUUCAUGAUCUCUUGCUAGCACACGGUCGCCUGACAAAUCCAGUAUGGAUCGUUUACAAGAAUAAUGAAAACUAGCGAUUAUCAUCGUGGCAGCUGCUUCUGUUGCAGACGUCCCCCUGAAGAGAGUGAGUAGCUAUGGCUGAACAAGACAUUUGUCCUCACCUGGACUCCAUAGGAGAGGUCACCAAGGAGGACCUCCUCCAGAAAUCCAAGGGAACUUGCCAGUCUUGUGGAGCAGGGGGCCCAAACCUGUGGGCCUGUCUGCAGAGUGACUGCCCAUAUGUUGGUUGUGGAGAGUCCUUCUCUGAUCACAGCACCCUGCACGCACAGGCUAAGAAGCACAACCUGACUGUGAACCUGACGACAUUCAGGAUCUGGUGUUACGUGUGUGAGCGGGAGGUGUUUUUGGAGCACAGGCCUGCCCUGGUGCCUGUACCUGCUGUACCUGCUGUACCUGCUGUACCCCAACACUGUAAAGCCACAGAGCAGGAAGUAGCUCCUCAGCCACUAGGUCACCCACUAAAAGCCGUACCAAUUGCUGUGGCAGAAGAAGACGGUUCAGAGUCUGAGGAGGAUGAGCUUAAACCCAGAGGCUUGACUGGAAUGAAAAAUAUUGGAAACUCCUGCUACAUGAAUGCAGCUCUUCAAGCUCUGUCCAACUGUCCUCCUCUCACUCAGUUCUUCCUGGACUGCAGUGGAUUGGUCCGGACAGAUAAGAAGCCUGCUCUCUGUAAAAGCUACCAGAAACUCAUUUCAGAGCUCUGGCAUAAAAAACGGCCCAGCUAUGUCGUCCCUACCAGUCUGUCUCAUGGCAUCAAACUAGUAAACCCCAUGUUUCGUGGUUACGCUCAGCAGGUAGGGGCAAGCACCCAGCAGGACACUCAGGAGUUCCUGCGCUGUCUGAUGGACCAGUUACACGAAGAGCUGAAGGAGCCUCUGACAGAGUGCAGCAUGAGCGGGGAGGGAAGUGAUGGUGAGGAGAUAAGAGAUGGAGACCGCUCCCCGUCUGAGGAUGAAUUCCUAUCCUGCGACUCUGGCUCCAGCAGUGACCGGGGGGAGGGAGGGGGAGCGGGUGACAGCGAGCUGCUCCUGCAGGAUGAGUGUGACGGGGUCAGGUCACCGGCAGGAGGGAUAGUGGGCGUCAGUACCGGCGGGGUGAUCUCGGAGAAGGAGAGGCUGAAGGAAAGGAGGGUGUCAGGCUCACCCCUCCGUGGAGGCUCGCAAGAGAUGGAUGAGGAUGCUGAUGUGGACACAGCAGCUGAGGAGGGGGCUCCUGAGAGGGGAGAGGAAGAGGAGUUAACGCCAACCACAAACACUGAAGUCCAAAGCCAAGAGAACAACCAGGUAUCUGAUACUGGGCAAGGGCAAGGCCAGAGCAACAACACCUCAGAGCCAGACAAUGAAGUGUCAAUGACCCAGCCCCAGUCCACUCCCUGCAGUCCUGUGCGAACCCUUCAGGAGCUGCAUCCCAAACUGUCCUGCAGUCCACCUCGCUCCAGCCCCCUCCGCUCUGCAGCACCUGCGUACUCCUUCAAAAAAGCUCAGCUGCUGCUCAGUUCCAGGAAGAAGAAACAGUCUCACUAUCGCAGUGUGAUCUCUGACAUCUUCGAUGGCUCUAUCCUCAGUCUGGUGCAGUGUUUAACCUGUGACAGGGUCUCUACUACAGUGGAAACCUUCCAAGACUUGUCCCUCCCUAUUCCUGGUAAAGAGGACUUGGCCAAGCUCCACUCCUCCAUACAUCAGAACCUUCCAGUCAAGACUGGUGUGUGUCCCGACACUUACAGCUCGCAGGGCUGGAUCUCUUACAUCAUGGACUCCAUACGCCGGUUCGUAGUCUCAUGUAUCCCCACUUGGUUUUGGGGGCCUAUGGUAACCUUAGAGGACUGCCUUGCUGCCUUCUUUGCUGCAGAUGAACUCAAAGGGGACAACAUGUACAGCUGUGAGAGAUGUAAAAAGUUGAGAAAUGGUGUCAAAUAUUGCAAAGUACUUAGACUUCCGGAGAUUCUGUGCAUUCACCUAAAACGCUUCCGGCACGAGGUCAUGUAUUCGUUCAAGAUUAGCAGCCACGUAUCCUUCCCAUUGGAGGGCCUUGACAUGCGACCUUUCCUGGCUAAAGAGAGUGCAUCCCAAGUCACCACCUACGAUCUACUGUCAGUCAUUUGUCACCAUGGCACUGCAGGAAGUGGACACUACAUAGCUUACUGUCAGAAUGUGAUCAAUGGCCAGUGGUAUGAGUUUGAUGACCAGUAUGUCACAGAAGUCCAUGAGACGGUGGUGCAGAAUGCAGAGGCCUAUGUGUUGUUCUAUAGGAAAAGUAGUGAGGAGUCAGUGAGAGAGAGGCAGAAGGUGGUGGCUCUGGCCAAUAUGAAGGAGCCCAGCCUGUUGCAAUUUUAUAUCUCCAGAGAAUGGCUGAACAAGUUCAACACCUUCGCUGAACCAGGCCCCAUCAGCAACCACACAUUUCUUUGUCAGCAUGGAGGGAUCCCUCCUAAUAAAUACCACUACAUAGAUGACCUGGUUGUGAUUGUUCCCCAGAAUGUGUGGGAGUACCUUUACAACAGUUUUGGAGGUGGCCCAGCAGUGAACCACCUGUAUAUGUGCACCAUCUGCCAGGUGGAGAUUGAAGCUCUGGCUAAACGCAGAAAAAUGGAAAUAGACACCUUCAUCAAGCUGAACAAAGAGUUUCAGGCUGAGGAGGCUCCGACAGUGAUCCUGUGCAUCAGCAUGCAGUGGUUCAGAGAGUGGGAGAGCUUUGUGAAGGGCAAAGACAAUGAGCCACCUGGUCCUAUUGACAACAGUAAAAUCGGUGUUAUGAAAGGAGGACACAUACAACUCAAGCAAGGUGCAGACUAUGGUCAGAUCUCAGAGGAGACAUGGCAGUACUUAUUGGGUAUUUAUGGUGGAGGCCCUGAGAUCGCAGUGAGACAGACAGUGGCCCCGGCUGACCCUGAUAGCCUUCAUGGAGAGAGGAAGAUUGAGGCAGAGACCAGAGCACUUUGAGAUAAAAAGAGGUCUUCUGAUUUCCCUUUCCACUCCUGUCCUCACAGGAAGCUGAGGAAUUGCACCUUGGUGAAGAAACCUCGCCGUGAGCACUUUGUAAAUGUAGCAAUGCAUUAUUCUGAAGCCAAGAGGGUGAAACGGUACUUUAAAUGUCACAUAGUUUAUUUAUUGGAUAACUCUGAUCCUCAAUGUUCACGUCAUCUCACAUCUCUGGAGCUGUUUUUGGUAGCUAUGGUGUUUCAGUGGCUGCUGUAGUGACUAGGUGUCAUAUACUGCUAAACUGGCUGUGGCAGGCCGAUAGCUGCUGGUGUCAUGAACCAGUACGCUGAGGAGGAGAACAGAACUACAGUGUGAUGUUUGGUUUGUUUUUUUCAUUGGAAGCAACAACCAAGAGACAUUAACUUAAGCUUUUUGUUGUUUGCCUGUCUACUAGUUACAUAGCAACAGGUUCAAACAUCAAGUGAGAGAUAUUGCAUAAAUCUUACUCUUGCACCUCCACCUUAAAGCUAGGGUCGGUAACGUUGGAGAAACUAGCAAGAGACAGCUAGGUUUUGAAAAUAUCCAACUGAAAAAAUCCCACCCCCUCCCUUCAAGCCUCCCUCCAAAGCUUCUCCCCCAAACCACAUUUUCAUGUGCAAUGAGUGCAUGGGCAGAGUGCGCACAGGUAGACAUGUAGGCAGGUAUGUAGGUAGGCAGGUAGGCAGGCUUGCCACAGGCCUGCGACAGCCACAGAUACCGGGUUGUUUUUUUUUGUUUUUGUUUUUUCUCCAGACUAUUUGAUUUUUUGAUUGCUGUCGGGAUGUAAAGACAAUUUCAACAAAUAUAACAAAAAAUGCUUCUGAAAUACAUUACCUACCCUAGCUUUAAAUACAAAGUAUAAUGGAGCCCUCAGGGAAUGGAAGUCUUUUUUUGUGAAAUGGUCAGAUUAAUGCAGUAUAACAAAAUGUGCAUGUGUUCCAAAAGACCAUUUUCAGGGUAAUUUGUAUUUCAAAAGCUUCAAAAUGCAUGUAACUGCAACUCCUAUUUUUUGGGACCUGUAAGGACAGUUCACUGACACAAUGAAGUGUUAAGUUUGUUUGCUCAAACAUACAAUAACAUCAUUAUGUGUUAAAAAAUUAUGAAAAUCUUGAGUAACUCCAUAAAUAGGAAUCUGGCAUAUAGAUAUAUGGCUAUGAUUUAGAGAAAUAGCUCAUUUCUGAAAAGACAAACUAAUUUAAUAGACGUCAUAUACGGCAAGAGUGCAGGAGUUAAGUAAAAAGAGGAUGACAGAGGAUGCAGUAAUGGUAAUAAGAGAAUCUUUUGCAACAAAAUAUCUUAACUGGCUUUUCUGAUAAUAGCUUACAUAGUAAGUUUAUAAUUCUUCUAAAACAUCACAGUGUGAAUUACCUCAUAUCAGUUUUUGAGAAGAGUUCAUUCCAAAAAGACCAGGUAUGCCAUACCUGUUUAAAAAGAAGAGAGAGCAUUUUUUCCCCCACCAUUUAACAAUUGAGCAAGAAAGAAAUAAUCUGACGUCACAAAGGAUUAGCACAACAUGCACAGACCUGUUACAACAGUAAGGUCAUGGUUUAUGAUCAAGUAUAUUUUCAUAUUUCUGAAUAAUAUCUUAAUAGCACCUGUAGUAGGGAUGUUACACAAUGAGGUAUUUGCUUAUAAAAAUAUUUGAGCAUCAUCAUUAGACACCAUGGCUUGUUUAUUCAAAUUAUAUUCUGGUGUAUAGCCUGGCAUCGCCAGAAUAAGUCGCAAAUGCGUAUUAUGCUGCGUUCCAGACAACUCGGAACUCGAAUAUUUCCGACCUCCUACUAGAAAAAUGUGAACUUGUGAACUCGGAGCAAAUUCAUUUACCCCGACUUCAUGAAGAAGCAGUUGUCUGACGUCACACAACAAUGGCCGCACCCAUGGAGCUCACGUUAGGCUACAUUUCAAUCAUUAGGGGACACUGAACGGCUAUUCAGGCUAUUAUGCUGUGUUCCAGACAACUCUGAACUUGAAAAUUUCCAACAUCCUGUUUGGAAAAAGUUCAGUGGAACGCCACUCAAAGUCGGAGUUCCUACUUGAACUCGGGGCGUCACACUGACGUCACACGACAACAAUAAAACCAUGGAAGUGAACAUUGUAAAGUAUUUAAGUAUUUAUAAAACCUGUUAAUGUAAAUUGAUGUCAAAAUAUGUCACCAAUAUUAUUAGGUAGCUGGUUACGGUAAACAAUCUCUGAAAGUCAUCAUCUCUGCACAAGUUAUUCGGGAAAAUGUUGAAAAUGCCAAAAAAUGUGAAAACAUUAGGAAAUAUACAACGGUCAGCCAUGUCUUUUGUUUGGCGUUGUGCACCUGGAACGCUUGGAGGGCGUAAAUCCCGACCGCCGACAUCGUCUGGAACGCAGCAUUAGACACAUCCAGGAAGUGAUGAAUCAGAACGCUCCCCUUAUCACAGCGCUCUGUGUCGAGAUAACUGGAUUCAGAUGUUGUGCUUCUCUUGUCUUUUUUAAAUAUCUUUUCAUCACAUAUAUAAGAUUGGUAAACCAGGCUGUGCAGUGCAAUUUACCAACAACAUUUAAGCUCGUUAUUGACGUCUGGUUUCCAUUUGAAGCAGCCAACAUGCAGAGUUGCUCAGAGCAUUUUUUUAUUUGAUAAAUGAUCGCUGUUACUAAGUUUUAAUCUGAAAAAUCAAUAGUAACGUUACAUAUUGUUGUGUAGAUUUUUCCUAAAAUGUGCAAUUCAUUUUACACCACAAUCAAUACAAGAAUAGUGCCAGGGUAAAAUCUAUGAGAAAUGGCAGAGUGUAGUUCAACUUUAGUCCUCCUCUAUCUCAUUGUAGAUAAAUCACAUGCUUGCCUUUUUUUACUGUACAGAUCUGCAUAGGCAAAGUUUGCCACCACAUUGUAAGCACUUAAAGCCUAGCAUUGGGAGUAACACAAGAUAACAAUAAUGUCGAGUGUAACUGCUUUUCUGUCUCUUUAAUAUAAUAAAUAGUCUAAUUUACUGAUUAUUAUUAAUAGAUACCCAUUUUGAAAGCCCAAACUUUAAUUAUUUAUUAUUUUUCUGUUAAAUUGAAUUAUUAUUAAUGUUUAAAUAGCACAAUUCAUUUAAAUUGUUUAUAAAAUUACAAGAUAGUAUUAAAUGAAAAAUUCUAAAUUUAUAGUCGAUUUACAUUUACUGUUUGAUGGUAUAACCCCCUGAGUCAUAUUACAAGUACCAAAAACUAACACAAUUAAUAAAUUGUUUUUAAAUCUUUUUGUUUAUUAAUAAUCAUUAAGGUAGUAAUUAUACUUAUUAGACAUGCACAGAAAAACCUCCAGAAGUAGGAGAUCCACUAGGAUAAAUUCUGCUUCUCAGCUAUUACCAGUCUAAAAGGCCACAAGACGUGUUAGUAAAUAUUAACGAGUGACAGCACAGCAUCUUGAAGUCUAUUUGUGAACGGAAAAGAAGCAAGAGUCACUUGCAAAAACCCGUAAUUUUCAGUGUUCAAUGAUCACUGAUUUUAAUGUUUAAUGACCAUGCAUUCACAUAGGGAAACAGUAGUUCUUACCUUCAGAUUUUCCCCCCUUUUUUUGCACGUGUAAAGCAUUAGAAUAAUGAGAUCUGAAAUAUAGACAAGCAAAUUAUAACCUAAAAUGUAAAGAAUUUGAUAAUGUAUUAAUUUAUGAUCUGCAAUACAGUCAUCCUACCUUGGAAUACAGUGCCUUCAAGCCCCUAGACACCCACAAUGCAACUUCACUGGUAUUUUGUAAAAACAUAUUUUGCCUGAUUACAGCUGUGUAGGCACGUACAGGUGGUAUGUGCCCACAUUGACAUUUUUGGUGACCUCAUGUAAAUUCCCAGCUUAGCUAUGCUCAACUGAGCCGAGGUCUAAUCAGCCAGGAUAAGUGAAAACACCUGUGUAGCUGUGCAGGGGCUUCAGUAAAUUUUCCAUCCACCUUGACUUUAGAAAGGUCUAUAUAUCUGUGUACCAUUAAAUCUCCCAGCUGUAUUUCAUUGUAAGAUCAGUCAGAAAAGGUGAUAUUGAUCACAUAAAUUCAAUUAGAAUGCGACACAUUAUACAAUGUUUGUGUAUGGAGGGGGAUGAUGUAGAAAUGCACAUGAAAUGAGAAGGGUAUUCAAAAUGCCCAUUAAUUAAAAGAUGUGAAAGUUAUUGUUAAAGGAAUAGUUUCCAUUAGAAGACAUUUUGGGCUUUCUUUAUCGGCUUUCUUGCUGAAAGUUGGAUGAGAAGAUUGAUACCACACUCAUGUCUGUAUGGUAAAUGUGAAGCUACCACCAGCAGCCAGUUAGCUUAGCUUGGCAGAAAGACUGGAGGGAAAUAUCAGGCUCUUUAGCUGCUAAAUGCUCCACUAUGUUCACCAGCUAGUCGCUAACUGUGUCGGUCUGCCGUUUGGUGCUGAGCAGGUAGUGAACAGUGGGAUUUUAGAGCAUUUUAAGUGAGUAGUGAGAGUGAACCAAAACAAUAAAGUUGUGGGCCGGACAGUCAAACAAUGAGCUGAAACUCGCCAUAAAGCUGCGUAAAGUUGAGGCGAGCUGCAGAUUCAGGUGAUAAUUCUCUGUAGGUUCAUCACUACGAGUGACCCCUUUCACAUUGUCACAUUGUUUUCACAUUGUCAAUUGAUACAUUGUUAUAAAAAAAUAAAUCAAUUAUAGCUGUUUGAACGGUUGCAUUAAAACUUAUAGUUUCCUGGCCCUCUCAGAAAUUGAAUACAUGGAGAACACCAAACCUAAAUCUGCGGUUGAGGCUCAGAGUCCCCCCUGCCUAGCCUGGGACCAAAACAAUUAAAUACUAAGUGGAAAGCUGCCAUCAUUAAUGUUAUUAAUUUCACUUGAAAUUUUCACACUAUGACUUGUCAAACGUCAGCCAUGUCUAUUAACUUUAUUCUGGACCAGGGCCUAUAAUAAUCCAUGUCUCCUUGUUUUGUUUGUUGAUGUGUCCAAUGAGCAAUUAAAGAUGACACUGAUUUGUCCAUUUGUCUUAAGAAAACUGUUUUGUAGUGUUUUGUUUUCACACAUAUCCAGUCAAGAGAUAAUAUUAAUACUAAGGGGAUGUGUGUGCUAUGUUUAGAUACUUUUUGGGGGAGUAAGUGCAAUGAAAAAAAAAAGUCUUUGUGCAAUCGUAGCUCUAUCAUCAAAGAGACGCUGGACAGCAGUUUGAACAGCUGACAGUAAAAAUGGGGAAGUGCAGCUUAUUAUAUUGCAGUGUUAAGAAAUGUCGAGUGGUGAUUACGUAGUUAUUCCCACGUGUGUGCUUCUGUUACAGCACAUGGCUAUGCGUGUGAGAUUUCCAUUUGAACAUUUUACUGGAAAAUACAAGCAUUGCUGUGAUUGGACAGUGUUCAUCAUUACUAUCAUGUCAGCAAGAGUCAUGUUUUACCUACAUUUUACAGUGUGUGGCUGUUGUGGUCAUGAUGCUUUGAUAACAUGGGACAAUUCAAUGGGAUGUCUUAAUGUCUGUAUAACUGAUGUAAUUACUCAUGACUGGUUAAAUGAUUAAAAUUGCCUGGUCUUUGAUUUGA
Molecule: messenger RNA, 8701 nt
Organism: Siniperca chuatsi (mandarin fish)
Lineage: Eukaryota; Metazoa; Chordata; Actinopteri; Centrarchiformes; Sinipercidae
Gene: usp20
Product: ubiquitin specific peptidase 20
Exons: 25
Coding region: 347-3211 (954 amino acids)
Biological process (GO): protein deubiquitination
Molecular function (GO): cysteine-type deubiquitinase activity; zinc ion binding
Source: RefSeq, a predicted model, not a curated record